Messenger RNA from Colletotrichum karsti, 1323 nucleotides. RefSeq names its product alpha-1, 3-mannosyltransferase CMT1. The transcript is spliced from 2 exons. Bases 1 to 1323 code for a protein of 440 amino acids. The record is from RefSeq and is a predicted model, not a curated record. Lineage: Eukaryota; Fungi; Ascomycota; Sordariomycetes; Glomerellales; Glomerellaceae.
AUGCUCGCCAACUUUCAUAAUCCCCGACGGCUGAAGACGCCCUUCAUCGCCAUUGUCGUCUUCAUCCUCAUCACAGGCUUCUUUCUCCUCUUCCACCAGCCACUAGUCCAGUACUUCGUCACGCCAUGGACGCCAGAACAGUAUGGCGGCAGCUGGAUGAACGCGUCAUCACCCAAUUGGAUCCAACCAGCACUCACCGAGGGAAUGCCAGAUAAGUCUGACGACGCGGGGCGAUUCGUCCAGGCUAUUCUGGAUCCCAAGAAUGGAGGGUACCCCAUCGUCAACUGCCCGUCACCAAACGUGACGCGGUACGGCGUUCUCAAGCCCACCGAAAAUACCGACAAGCGUCACUUCUUCUUCGCCCUCGAUCUGCGCCAGGUUAUCGACCUGCUUCCUCAGCUUAUCGGUGCCGUUCUCGAAGCUGUCAAUAUCAUCGGUCCCGAGAACUGCGCGAUCUCGAUUGUGGAAGGCAUCUCCACAGACGGAACUUACGAGACCCUCUACCGCUUGAAGGCGCACCUCGACAAGAUGGGCAUAGCGUACCACCUGCAGACGAGCAACAUCGACUCUCACAGCGGCGACCGCAUCGGCAAGCUUGCCAAACUGCGCAACCUGGCCCUCGAGCCCAUGAUGGCGGAGGCUGACAAGUACGACCCAAAGGCCACGAUCGUGUUCCUGAACGACGUUGCGGCCUGCACGGAGGACAUCCUGGAACUCGCCUACCAGAAGCAAACUCAAGGCGCCGACAUGACCUGCGCCAUGGACUACCAUUUCCUGAGAUUUGCGCCGCAUAAUGGCGAGCCAUCUUUUUACGAUUCUUGGAUCUCUCGCGGCAUCAACGGCGACACCUUCUUGCCCAUUCCCGAUCGAACGCCAAAGGGCGAGCAGUGGAGCGACGUUGCGAACAUGUUCUGGAACGAGCCCUACUCCCAAGACCGGUACCUCAGCCGCAAGCCUCUGCAGGUCUUUGCUUGCUGGAACGGGGGCGUUGCAAUGACGGGCGAGCCAUUCCUCAGCAAGAAGCUCGACUUCAGGAGGUCAUACCCGGGCGAGUGCCACACCGGCGAGCCCACGCUACUGUGCAAGGACCUGUGGAACUUGGGCCACGGCAAAAUCGCUGUCGUGCCCAGCGUCAGUCUGGCGUACAACGUCAAAGACGGAAGGCUGAUUAAAGAAGAGAGGGGUUUCGCGAGCACGUGGGUUGCCAUUGAGCACAUGGGCGAGACCGCCAACAUCACCUGGCAGGUCGAGCCGCCUGAGAUGGUCAAGUGUAUGCCGACGUUCCGCAACCAGUUCUGGCGGCCAUGGAACGAAGGCUUGUAG